Rhodotorula graminis WP1 is the source of this 4350-nucleotide messenger RNA. RefSeq lists its product as uncharacterized. Lineage: Eukaryota; Fungi; Basidiomycota; Microbotryomycetes; Sporidiobolales; Sporidiobolaceae. Gene Ontology annotation, cellular component: plasma membrane. Bases 1 to 4251 code for a protein of 1416 amino acids. The transcript has 8 exons. Gene Ontology annotation, biological process: Ras protein signal transduction; positive regulation of GTPase activity. Gene Ontology annotation, molecular function: guanyl-nucleotide exchange factor activity. The record is from RefSeq and is a predicted model, not a curated record.
AUGCAGCAGCGACCAGCAGACGCACAAGCCUCGUCCCGCAGCUUGCCUCGAGACGCCGGCCUCGAGGCGAACGCACCAGUCGAGCGACCCGUCGACACGGCGUCCACCAGGUCCGGGCGGUCCGCCAGCUCGCACCGCAGCGCUCGUCCGCCCGCACCGUCCGCCAACGACCAGGCCACCCUUCCCGCCCUCCCCGACGAGCUCCUCGCCGCCUUGUCGAGGGCACCGCCAGGCGAGGUCGGCCCGUCGGCGUCGGCGUCGAGCCAGGCGCACGGGCGCGCCAGCCUCGCUCUCGACAUCGACCGCCCGACCUUCCUCCACCCGUCGCCGCCGACCCUGCCCGACGUCCCGCCGCAGAGUCCAUUCGGCCUCGCGUACGCCUACCCCCUCGCGUCCUCGUCAUCCUCCUCAUCCGCCCACGCCUCGCCCACGACGCCUCGACCUCCCCCUCAAUCGCCUGGCGCCACGCCCACGGCGCCGCUCGGCGGCUUCUCGUCAAACCGCACCGCGGCCGCCGUACCUUCACCCCCUCUCGAUGCGCCGUCUCGCUCGCCGGCCCCGCCGCAGCAGCGACGCAGCCCUGCGCCGUCCCCUCCCAUCUCGCGCACCCUCCCCUCCGUCUCGCCGAGCAAGCGCAACGUCUUCAAGGCGUUCAGCUUUGGCCGCACGACUCGUCCGCCGCACCCUCCACUACCCGGAGCGCCAGCCUCGAGCGAGUUCGCCGUGCCACCCAACCUCUCGCCGCCGGCGAGCGCAUCCAGCGGCGAGUCGCGCCCGCCCUCGCAGUGGUCCCGCAUCGCCAACGCUCCUCCCGCUCUCGCCACCACCUCGGCGCCGCCCAUCUCGGCCGGCGCAUCUUCGUCUCCCUCCCCCUCAUCGUCCUCGCCCUUCCCCUCGUCGCGCGCUCGAUCCGCCGUCCCGCCCACCGCGCUCCCGGCCCUCGAGCGCACCCGCACGGGCUCGUCCGCCACGACGGCGCCCUCGCUCGACACGGACGGCGACGACGGCGGCGGCAGCGGCGAGGCGGACGAGCUGUCGCGCAGGUGGAGCGCCCGGCCGGGAACGGCGGCCGAGCAGUUCACGCGCGACUUGCGCGGCGCGAGGCGCGAGAGCGUGCGGGCCCUGGGCGGCGCGCAGCACGGCGAGGUGGAGGAAGACGACGAGGAGCGGCUCGUGUACGAUGACGAGGCGGACGAGGACGAGGGCGAGGGGGACGAGGCGCUCGGACCGCGAGGCGACGAGGCGGCGCUCGGGCGGCGCGCGAGCACGAUGAGCUUGCGGCACCAGCUCGCGGCCUUCCCGCAGGUCGAGGACCACCCGCUGCCGCUCUCGUCGCUGCCCGUGCACGUCGAGGGCGGCGACGACGACGGCCCGGCCGAGCGCCUGUCGAAGCUCGACCUCGACGGCGUGUCCGCCGAGCGCGAGGCGUCGUUCGCGUCGUCGGCGCACGAGCCCGAGCUGGAGCAGCGCUCGCCCGUGUCGAGCGCCGACUUUAUCGUCGCCGUCGUCGGGCCCCGGUCAGCCGGCAAGUCGACCGUCAUCCGGCGCGGGCUCAAGCGACCUCCCUCGGCGCCCGUCGUCUUGCAGGAGGACGCCGAGGGGAGCCGCGUCACGACGAGCACGACGUCGUUCAGCAUCAGCGGCGCGAGGAGGACGAUUGAGGUGCUCGAGAUCGACAUGGGCUGCCUGCGGUACAGCGACGAGGGCGUCGUGUGGCCUGACGGCCUGCCCCAGUGCGAGGGCGCCAUGCUCUGCUACGACUCGACCGACCCCGACUCGCUCGACUCGCUGUCCCUCCUCCUCAAGGCGUUCUGGACCCGAGGGUCCGACGUCCCGCUCAUCGUCCUCGCCUGCAAGGCCGCCCCGCCGACGACCGACUCGAGCGCCGCCGGCAUGAACGCGACCGACCCCAAGGCGGCGGCGGCCGUCUGCAACGUGUACGGCGCCGGCAUCGUCACGCUCGACGGUGGCCUCGACGACCCGCAGCGCAAGACCAAGGAGUGCUUCAACUGGCUCAUCCGCCAGAUCAUGGACAACCGCGGCGAGCUCGUCCGCCCGGCGUCGGUCGCGUCGGCCACGGCCACCGCCUCGACCUCGUCCCCUACCACGAGCCGCCGAGGGUCGUUGCGCACCGCGACGCCGCUCGCGUGGGCCACGACGUCCUCGUCGCCCAUCACGUCGCGCCCGCCGCCGACCGGGCCCUUGCCUGAUCCGCCGUCGACGCCGCACGGGCCGCGCUCGAGCCGGCUCGUCCGCUCGGGCUCUGCGUCGCUCGGCCUCUCGGUCGUCGAGGAGGCUCCUCUCGGCACCUCCACGUCGAUGUCGAGCUCGAACGUGCCGGCAGGCGACGGCAACGAGCCCGACUACGAGGCCGAGGCGCAGGCCGUCGUCAGCGCCAUGCUCGCGAGCGUCGCCGCCGACGAGGACGACGACGGGCCACACGCACCAUCGUCGCCUGUGCCGCGGCGACCAAGCGCGCCGGUCGAGCCCGGGUCGGCCGCGCCGACCUACAGGAGCGAGGCGCCGUCGUACCGCUCGCGGCAGGAGGAGAAGGAGGGGUCCGAGCGGGAGAAGGACCAGUUUCACGCCGGCGUCGUGCCGUAUCCUCCUCCAGCAGCAGUCGAGCGACGAGGGUCGACCAAGCCUCAGUCGCUCGACCUCUUCUUCAAGCGCGACGACCUCGUCGACAAGUUCCUCUUUGCGUCCGUCGCCGGCAACGACGAGCAGUUCGUCACGCUCUUCCUCAUCACGUUCCGCCGGUUCGCCCGGCCGUACGACGUCCUCGAGAAGCUCGUCGAGCGGUUCCACUUUGUCGCGGGCAAGAUGGCGAACGAUCCGCUCCUGUGCAGGUUCGGCCAGAUGAAGCUCUGCAGCGUCCUGUCGACCUGGAUGCAGAACUAUCCGGGCGACUUUGCGGCGCCGGCGACGUUCGACCUCGUCGAGCGCUUUCUCGAGAGCCUCCUCCCGAGCGGCGCGACCUGGGUCGCCCACUACGCCUUCGAGCUCGUCCCGCUCCUGCCGUCCAUCGCCAAGCUCGUCGACCCUGAAGCGGGCUGGGCUCUGCCCGACAAGGCGCACGUCGAUCCGGCCUUCUCGCCUCCUCGUCCUCCUCCUGCGCCUCGACCUGCCGCACCGCCCAUGUCGCGUCGCGGCUCUCUCGCCCCGUCGUACGACUCGACCUCGAGCGUCACCCACGACGCGCCCAACACGAGCCCGUCGGCGUCACGCCUGUCGGUCCCCGGCUCGGUCGACAACCCGGGCGAGCCUUCCGCCAGCUUGGGCUUCGGCCUCGGCGCCUCGAUGCAGCGCACGACGAGCGACACGGGCACCGACGGCUCGAGCAGCAUCCUCGCUCGUAACGGCGUGCCGAGCAGUGCCGUCCUCGUCGACCUGAGCAACGCCGUCGUCGAGAUGCGCGAGCAGGACGUGGCGACUCAGAUCACGAGGAUCGCGUGGGACAUCUUUGGCGGCAUGUCGCCUCGCGACCUUCUGCGACACGUUCUCGCGCCGAGGGACCCGCACAACCCCGAGGUGGCUCUGCGCGACUCGACAAGCCCUGUCGCACGCUCCAUCAACUUUGUCAACCACCUCGCGAGCUGGACGGCGACGCUCAUCCUCGUGCAGAGCAAGGUCAAGGCGCGCGCUCGAGUCGUCGAGAAGCUCCUCCUCGUCGCCGUCGCCCUGCGCGAGCAGGAGAACUUCGACUCGCUCAUGGGCGUCCUCGCCGGCCUCAACUCGCAGCCGAUCUUCCGCCUCACCGAGACGAUGGAGCUCGUCACGACCAAGCUCGACGGCGAUCCUCGUGCCCAGCCUCACCGCAUGGCGCAGCCCGACGGCGACAAGAACCGGCUGCCCAAGAAGCUGCUCAGCCUGAACCGGCUCAUGGCGGCGUCGAAAUCGUUCGCGGCGUACCGCCUCGCGCUCGCCAACUCGGGCAUCAACAUGAUCCCGUACCUCGGCGUCCACCUCCAGGACCUGACGGUCACGAACGAGAUGAAGAGCGACAUGCGCGGCGGCAACGUCAACUGGUCCAAGAUGAGCCAGCUCGGCAAGAGCGCCGCCGUCGUCCUCGAUUGCGCCCGGGUCGCGCCCAAGCUCGCCGUCGACCGCACAAUCGAGCGCUGCAUCCUCAAUGCGCCCGUCCUCGAUGAAGAUCGUCAAUACGCCCUGUCCUACGCUCACCAGCCUCGGCAGAACGGCAAGUCGGGCGCACGAGCUCGUCUGCGCGAGUUUGCCAAGUCGACGUUCUGAGCGGCGCCCGCUCGAAGAUACCCUGGCUCGAUGAGAUACCCCCUUCUUCCUCCCUUUUGUCACUCGCUAUACCUCUGCAACACAGCUCGUUAUCCUCUC